Panicum virgatum (switchgrass) is the source of this 462-nucleotide messenger RNA. RefSeq lists its product as uncharacterized. Lineage: Eukaryota; Viridiplantae; Streptophyta; Magnoliopsida; Poales; Poaceae. Gene Ontology annotation, biological process: DNA integration. Bases 1 to 462 code for a protein of 153 amino acids. The record is from RefSeq and is a predicted model, not a curated record. The transcript is spliced from 2 exons. Gene Ontology annotation, molecular function: nucleic acid binding.
AUGGUAGAUGGGGAUCUAUAUCGGCACGGCACGGACGGGGUCCUUCUCCGGUGCAUCACUCGGGAAGAAGGCGGCAAGCUACUCGCCGACAUCCACGAAGUUAGGGGUUAUGAGUGGUUGUACGUGGCGAUCGACAAGUUUACAAAGUGGCCAGAAGUAACCGCGGUCAUCAAGGCCAACAAGAAUUCUGUGCUCAAGUUCAUCAAAGACCUGGUAGCCCAGGUCGGGGUCACAAAUCGGAUAAUUACCGAUAACGGGACCCAGUUCAUGAGUAACCUUUUUGGGGACUACUGCGACGACAUGGGUAUCAAGCUGUGCUUUGCGUCGGUCACCCACCCUCGCAGCAACGGGCAGGCCGAGCAAGUCAACACAGAGGUCCUCAAAGGGUUAAAGACUAGAACCUACAAUGAGCUCAAGAAGAAUGGCACCGGCUGGAUGGAGGAGCUACCGGCGGUAGUCUAG